AUGACAAAGUUACAACAUCCAGCUAUUGAGGGUCUUGCUGUUGGUUUAGAUCGUGGUCAUCCUGUGACUAAAAAUGUUCGCAAGCCACGUCAAUCUCGUAAAAAAGGACGCAUUACGAAGAAGACUCGAAUUGUUCGUGAAGUUGUUCGCGAGGUUGUUGGUUUUUCACCUUAUGAGCGUCGGACUAUGGAAUUGCUUCGUAUCAGUAAGGACAAGAAGGCUUUGAAGUUUUUGAAGAAGCGAAUUGGGCAACAUGUCCGUGCAAAGAGAAAGCGUGAUGAGAUUCAACGAAUCCUUGUUGAGAUGAGAAAGCAUCAUAAGUGA
Molecule: messenger RNA, 324 nt
Organism: Meloidogyne enterolobii
Lineage: Eukaryota; Metazoa; Nematoda; Chromadorea; Rhabditida; Meloidogynidae
Source: the annotation of a GenBank genome assembly